AUACGAAAAGUAUCGAAAGUGUUGCACUGAUCCUUUCGAGUGUACCAACAUCUUUUGCGACAAAGUGGAUUCAUAGAUACAUUACGUAAUUUUAUUCGCUAUUUUCUCAUCGAUAUUGGGACGAAAUAUUAAAUUAUAAACUACAGCCAAUAUGUUCGGAGGUGGUGGACCGUACCGACCUAUGAAGUACCCGUAUACCCUCACUGCAAAGAUAGCUCAAUUUCCAUUCAAAUAUUACUGGAAACACAGUUGGCUAUUCAAGUAUUGGCUAAUUGGUAUAGUGGUAGUAUCGCCCGUAUUUUACAAGAUACAAAAAUUAUCAUAUUCGCCUGAGAAUGUUGAGAAAUGGAAGAAACUUGAUAAAGAAUUGUUCCAAGGUACUGGCCAUCAUUAACGACAAAGUACCAACAUUAGAGAGCUGUAUGUUAAAGUUCUAUGUCAAAUACAUGUAAAGAAAAAAGUAAUCUGUAAGUCGUCUCGUUCAUCAAACGAAUGAUCUAAAGAAAAUAAACCAGAUAUAUAUCAUCA
Messenger RNA from Ooceraea biroi (clonal raider ant), 528 nucleotides. RefSeq names its product reduction of Rh1 (gene roh). The record is from RefSeq and is a predicted model, not a curated record. NCBI's taxonomy places the organism in Eukaryota, Metazoa, Arthropoda, Insecta, Hymenoptera, Formicidae.